GAAGCCGCGGAGUCGGUCGGCUGAGCAUGGAGCACCCCAGGUGCCCCUCGGAGAGCAUCUACAACCUCAUCCCCCGCGCGGGGAAGGAGCCGCCGCAGCCCCCGCGGUACAAAUCAGUUUUUAAGGAAAUUAUAAAAGAUGACAUGAGAAAAUCUAAAGGUACAAUGAAAACUAUGGGACCUGCAAAACUUGAAGUGCCUUCUCCAAAGCAUUUCCUAAGGAAACAUUCAAGCGACAAACCUCUACCACCUAAAAAGAAGUUUAGUUGGACUGAAUCAAGAAAGCCUGCUGUGCCCUUGAGAACUGAUCACCCAAUCAUGGGAAUACAGAGUGGAAAAAACUUUAUAAACACAAAUGCAGCUGAUGUCAUAAUGGGCGUGGCUAAAAAGCCUAAGCCAAUUUAUGUUGACCGAAGAACCGGAGACAAGCAUGACCUGGAAACCUCAGGCCUACUUCCAAAGUACAUCAAUAAAAAGGAUUAUGGCGUUACACCUGAAUACAUAUGUAAACGAAAUGAGGAUGUAAAGAAAGCCCAAGAAGAGUAUGAUAAUUAUGUCCAGGAGAACCUGAGGAAGGCAGCUAUGAGGAGACUAUCAGAUGAAGAAAGGGAGGCAGUUCUUCAGGGGCUGAAAAAGAAUUGGGAAGAGGUGCACAGGGAGUUCCAGUCGCUGUCAGUGUUCAUCGAUUCCAUCCCAAAGAAGACUCGGAAGCAGAAGCUGGAGGAAGAGAUGAGACAGCUGGAACACGACAUCAGUGUCCUGGAGAAGCACAAAAUCAUAUACAUUGCUAACAAGUAGCCAUCAACUCAGUGCGGAGCAACGUCAUGCAGGAAAUAGCAUGGACCAUCAACAAGCAAAACUUUCAAGUUUUUCAAAUAGGAAAAUACCAGAAAGAGAAUAGAUAUAGUCCUAACCAAAUG
This is a messenger RNA of Perognathus longimembris pacificus (Pacific pocket mouse), 919 nucleotides long. It is a transcript of the gene Enkur, whose product is annotated as enkurin, TRPC channel interacting protein. The record is from RefSeq and is a predicted model, not a curated record. The coding region runs from base 27 to 797 and encodes 256 amino acids. NCBI's taxonomy places the organism in Eukaryota, Metazoa, Chordata, Mammalia, Rodentia, Heteromyidae. Gene Ontology annotation, molecular function: calmodulin binding. The transcript is spliced from 5 exons. Gene Ontology annotation, cellular component: acrosomal vesicle.